Rhododendron vialii is the source of this 1091-nucleotide messenger RNA. Its product is annotated as probable pyridoxal 5'-phosphate synthase subunit PDX2. Gene Ontology annotation, molecular function: glutaminase activity. Bases 95 to 841 code for a protein of 248 amino acids. The transcript is spliced from 7 exons. Gene Ontology annotation, cellular component: glutaminase complex; cytosol. The record is from RefSeq and is a predicted model, not a curated record. NCBI's taxonomy places the organism in Eukaryota, Viridiplantae, Streptophyta, Magnoliopsida, Ericales, Ericaceae. Gene Ontology annotation, biological process: pyridoxal 5'-phosphate biosynthetic process; pyridoxine metabolic process.
CGGGUUGUUUUUCCUGAUUCCAUAUACUCCUCAGUGAAGACAUCUACGAAGGGGCGGCUCUGUGGGCGUUCUGAGUCCAGGCGUUUAACAAGCAAUGGCCGUCGGCGUCCUCGCUUUGCAGGGCUCUUUCAACGAACACAUCGCAGCUCUUAGAAGACUUGGGGUGAAGGGGGUGGAGAUAAGGAAACCCGAGCAGUUGCAGAGCGUGACCUCCCUCAUCAUACCCGGAGGGGAAAGCACCACUAUGGCCAAGCUUGCUGAAUACCACAACCUGUUUCCUGCAUUACGUGAGUUUGUAAAAAUGGGGAAGCCUGUUUGGGGGACAUGUGCAGGGCUUAUCUUCUUGGCAAACAAAGCUACUGGCCAGAAAAGUGGAGGACAGGAACUAAUAGGGGGCCUUGAUUGUACCGUGCACCGGAACUUCUUUGGCAGUCAGAUCCAGAGUUUUGAAGCAGAGCUUCCAGUACCUCAGAUUGCAGAUAAAGAAGGUGGUCCUCCUACUUUCCGUGCCGUAUUUAUCCGUGCUCCUGCAAUUCUUGAAGUUGGACCAGAAGUUGUGGUUCUGGCUGAUAUUCCUUUCUCGUCUAACAAAGCAGACGAUCCAAAUCUGGCUCUCGAAAGCACAGAGGGAAGUACUGGUUCUGGAGAGAGAGUGAUCGUGGCUGUGAAGCAAGGAAACUUGCUAGCGACUGCCUUUCAUCCUGAAUUGACCGCGGACACACGAUGGCAUAGUUACUUUUUGAAGAUGGUGGAUGAAGUUGGGGAAGGAGCCUCAAGUAGCAUCUGUGCAGUUGGAGGAGAGUUCCAAAAAUCUAGAACUGAUCUCCCCGUAUAUCAGUAGAAAAAGCAAUGGUAUAACAAAUGGCUAUAAAUGAGAGAUUCUGAUUAGGUAUUUAUAUUGCAUCUCUUUUAUUUUGUUCUCUCGUAUACCCGAAAUUUCUAGUUGGUACUUGUGUUGCAAGACGGUCGAUAUACUUCAAGGUUGUCUGUGUUUAUCUUUUCCGAGUGGUUAGUUUGAUCUUUCUGGCUUCCUGGAAUUGUACAUAACAUUGGAAGUUAUUUAUAACAUUUUCACAAGUUUUCCUUUAAAA